UAGCGUCAUUCGGUUAUGAAUCGAGUUUUCUCUUCGAUCAACGACUCGUCGACAUCGGCCAAAGAACCUGAGUUCAGCCAGUCAACGCAAAGCAAUUCCUCACCAAAUAACGACAAUUGGGGCUACGAUUUGUACCCUGAAAGAAAAGGGGCGAAGUAUAAGCCUACAUGGACUCGUCGAAUUAUGGGAUUAGAAGGGAGGGAAGAGCUCGAUAAAAUGAAAUGCGAACGAAAUGUUUACUCCUGCGUCGUUAAGCAUCCCGUGAUCAAACUAAUGAUGGCUAGCCUCAAAAGCAAUGGAUGCCCCUUCGAUAUCAGAAGACACAUUUCUUGCGAAGUGUGUGAUCACGCUGUAACCGGAGGAUACGAUCCAAUAACAAAUCAGAUAGUUGUAUGCCAAAACACAGCACCAACGGAAAAUCAAGUCGGCGGAGUUAUGUCUCAUGAGAUGAUACACAUGUUCGACUGGUGUGUAAAUGACCUAGACUUCAAAAACCUGGAUCACCUUGCCUGCACGGAAAUUAGAGCGGCAAACCUCACGCAUUGUAGUUUUAUGAGUGCUUGGUUCGACGGCUCCGCCUCACCAUUCAACAUACGCCAAACCCACGGAGAAUGUGUCAAGAUCAAGGCGAUGACUUCGGUGAUGGCGGCAAGAAACGUAACCAAGGAAGAAGCCACAGCGGCGAUAGAUCGUGUAUUUCCUAAAUGCUACGCAGACCUGGAACCAAUCGGUAGACGGAUAAGACGAAACUCUGAGGAUAUGGAAAGGGCUUAUGCAGAAGGGCCGAUGUACGGAUACGGGACAUGAGAUCGAAGAUACGUUAGGUGUUAAUACAGAGCUUAGAUUAGCUGUAAGAAUUGUAAAUGAAAUUGAUGAAAAAUAGUUCCCACAGGGCGCCAAAGUUCAA
Messenger RNA from Neodiprion fabricii, 907 nucleotides. RefSeq names its product mitochondrial inner membrane protease ATP23 homolog. Gene Ontology annotation, molecular function: metalloendopeptidase activity. Gene Ontology annotation, biological process: mitochondrial proton-transporting ATP synthase complex assembly; mitochondrial protein processing. Gene Ontology annotation, cellular component: extrinsic component of mitochondrial inner membrane. Bases 16 to 807 code for a protein of 263 amino acids. The record is from RefSeq and is a predicted model, not a curated record. Lineage: Eukaryota; Metazoa; Arthropoda; Insecta; Hymenoptera; Diprionidae. The transcript has 6 exons.